GGCGAGGAGAGAAGAAAACACGACCGGAGAGGGGAGACAUAACGUGUUAAAUUACUGUACGACGGUAAAUAAAUUCUGAAAUAUACAUUAACUCGGUAAUAUUUUAUUUACGCUAUAGCUGAAUACUGUAUACGAUUGAUAUUAUGACUAAGCGCCGUGUCGUUAUCAAACAACAUCACUAUCGGUUACAAAUCUCACCAUAAGCGGAUUGGUUUAGCCCUUUUUAUUAACGGCACCCGAUCCUGGCGACUCUCAGCACCCCCUCCUCCGCGGACCGACAGAAACGCUUUACCAUCAAAGCGAUCUAAUUAGCUACAUUUUAUUAAUUUUAUCAGUCUAAGGAUAAGUACUGGAAUGCGAAAUGUAAACCAGACCCGAGUCUCUUCGCGUAUACGAUAACCAUUAUCGAGUCUUUAGGUCGAGCAUCCAGUCAUGUUUCUUUUGCAUCAGCUGCUGCAGAUCUCUGUGCUGCUGGAUGUGACGUGGUGGCUGGUGGUUUCUGCCAGCCCUACCGAUGAUAAUGUACUGCGGGCCGGCCAUGGAGAGCACGGAGAACCGGGCCAUGAAGAACCCCAUAAAGAUUCUUACAGCACAUUCGCCUCCGAGUUUCUCGAAUCCAGAUACCUCUCAGACGAAGGUUACCCCUUCCCAACUGCACCCCCUGUAGACCCGUUUGCCCGCAUCAAAGUUAGUGACUGUGGAAUAACCAAAGGAUGCAUCAGAUAUGGCAAACCAGGCUGUGACGCAGAGACCUGUGAAUACUUCCUGAGUUUCAGGCGCAUUGGCACAGAUGUGGAAUUUGAGAUGAGUGCAGACACCGAUGGAUGGGUUGCUGUCGGUUUCUCCUCUGACAAAAAAAUGGGAGGUGAUGAUGUCAUGGGCUGCGUUCAUGACGAUAAUGGACGUGUACGGAUCCAUCAUUUCUACAACGUGGGCCAGUGGGCCAAAGAGAUCAAGCGCAACCCGGCGCGGGACGAGGAGGGCAUCUUUGAAAACAACCGCGUCACGUGCCGCUUCAAACGGCCUCUUCACGUGUCGCGGGAGGAGACGCUGGUGGACCUGCACCUGAGCUGGUACUAUCUGUUUGCUUGGGGACCUGCCAUACAAGGUAAAGAAAUUGAGCCUCAUUUUAAAAGAAUAGUUCCAGUGGAUCCAGUGACAGGUGUCAUCAGGAUGAGAAUCUAAACAGCUGAUAAAAUAUUCACAGUUUACAGGCAAAAUAUAAAUAAAUUAUGGAAAACUGUUUCUGUUGGUAGGU
Molecule: messenger RNA, 1258 nt
Organism: Carassius gibelio (silver crucian carp)
Lineage: Eukaryota; Metazoa; Chordata; Actinopteri; Cypriniformes; Cyprinidae
Product: DOMON domain-containing protein FRRS1L-like
Exons: 4
Coding region: 433-1185 (250 amino acids)
Biological process (GO): regulation of glutamate receptor signaling pathway
Source: RefSeq, a predicted model, not a curated record